This is a messenger RNA of Paecilomyces variotii, 576 nucleotides long. RefSeq lists its product as hypothetical. The transcript has 2 exons. The record is from RefSeq and is a predicted model, not a curated record. Bases 1 to 576 code for a protein of 191 amino acids. NCBI's taxonomy places the organism in Eukaryota, Fungi, Ascomycota, Eurotiomycetes, Eurotiales, Thermoascaceae.
AUGCAGUCGCAAACAGAUACGAAUCGUCCUCUAUACAAUUCUGCUAUUGGGGUCUUCGAUAGCAGCCCUGACACCUCGUUGAUACUACUCCUCGACAUGAAGAGCAACGGCGCUGCCAUGUGGUCAUUGCUUCAGCAACAACUCGAACAUUUUCGUCAAAAAGAUUGGCUAUCUUACUGGGAUUGCCGCAAUCGAAGAUUUGUAUCACGGCCUCUCACAGUGGUGGUCACAGGUAAUGCACCCUUUGAGAUGGUGGAGGCCAAUUCAACACAUCGUGACAUAUUCUAUGAUGCACCACUGGAUGACAUUCAGAAUCCGAGAUAUACUGUCGAAAACUCCUACUAUGCAAGCACUUCCAUGCAGGCCUCGGUGGGUUGGCCACCGGCUGGUCGGUUCACUCCACGGCAAAUUAAAUCCAUUAAAAAGCAAAUCAGCAUUGCUACGGAAAAAAGGCUGAAAGCUAGAUACUGGAAUACUCCUAACUGGCCAAUUUCUGUGAGAAAUAGUGUAUGGAGUUUCUUGAUCCGAAGCGGUGUCGGCGUUCUGAACGUAGAUGACUUGUUUGAACUGGAUUAA